UGCGCCCUCCGCUUGCUCAGUUGCUCCCAACAGUGGCCUUGGGACCAGCUCGGCUCCCCCCGCCCCGCGCCCGCCUGGACACCGCGCUCACUCACCGCCUGCCUUUUGGCAACCAGCUUCUUGCCAGCCAGCUGCCACCCGCCACUGCCCACCGCCCCCGUCCUGCCAGCCCCUCUGCCCAGACCCCACCACACCCAGUGGCGCCUGUGCCAGAAAGGUGGCUGCCCCCUGCGUUCCUCCGUCCAACCAUGAGCUGGUGCCCAUCGCCUCUGAGAGUGCCCUAAAGAAUGUAAUGGACACAGGAGAAGGAGCCUCCCGGGGUGGAAACUCACGGAAAAGUCUGGAAGAGGAGGGCUCCAGUAGAGUCACCCCAAGUGUCCAGCCCCAUCUGCAGCCUGUCAGAAACAUGAGUGUGAGCCGGACCAUGGAGGACAGCUGUGAGCUGGACCUGGUGUACGUCACCGAGAGGAUCAUUGCUGUGUCCUUCCCCAGCACAGCCAAUGAGGAGAACUUCCGGAACAACCUCCGUGAGGUGGCCCAGAUGCUCAAGUCCAAACAUGGAGGCAGCUACCUGCUGUUCAAUCUCUCUGAGCGGAGACCAGACAUCACGAAACUCCACGCCAAGGUACUGGAAUUUGGCUGGCCCGACCUACACACCCCGGCCCUUGAGAAGAUCUGCAGCAUCUGCAAGGCCAUGGACACCUGGCUCAACGCAGACCCCCACAACGUCGUCGUUCUGCACAACAAGGGAAACCAAGGCAGGAUCGGCGUUGUCAUCGCGGCUUACAUGCACUAUAGCAACAUUUCUGCCAGUGCGGACCAAGCUCUGGAUCGGUUUGCGAUGAAGCGGUUCUAUGAGGAUAAGAUCGUGCCCAUUGGGCAGCCAUCGCAGAGAAGGUACGUGCACUACUUCAGCGGCCUGCUCUCUGGCUCCAUCAAAAUGAACAACAAGCCCUUGUUUCUGCACCAUGUGAUCAUGCACGGCAUCCCCAACUUUGAGUCCAAAGGAGGGUGUCGGCCUUUUCUCCGCAUCUACCAGGCCAUGCAACCUGUGUACACGUCGGGCAUCUACAACAUCCCGGGAGACAGUCAGACCAGCAUCUGCAUCACCAUCGAGCCUGGACUACUCUUGAAGGGAGACAUCUUGCUGAAGUGCUACCACAAGAAGUUCCGGAGCCCCGCCCGAGACGUCAUCUUCCGUGUGCAGUUCCACACCUGUGCCAUCCACGACCUGGGGGUUGUCUUUGGGAAGGAGGACCUUGAUGAGGCCUUUAAAGAUGACCGAUUUCCAGAAUAUGGCAAAGUAGAGUUUGUCUUUUCUUAUGGGCCAGAGAAAAUUCAAGGCAUGGAGCACCUGGAGAACGGGCCGAGCGUGUCUGUGGAUUACAACACCUCCGACCCCCUCAUCCGCUGGGAUUCCUACGACAACAUCAGUGGCCACCGGGAAGACGGCAUGGAGGAGGUGGUAGGACAUACCCAGGGGCCCCUGGAUGGGAGCCUGUAUGCCAAGGUGAAGAAGAAGGAUUCCCUGAACGGCAGCACCGGGGCCGUCAACGCCGCACGUCCUGUCCUGUCGGCCACCCCGAACCACGUGGAGCACACGCUUUCCGUGAGCAGCGACUCGGGCAACUCCACAGCCUCCACCAAGACAGACAAGACUGAUGAGCCUGUCCCAGGGGCCUCGGGUGCCCCUGCUGCCCUGAGUCCCGAGGAGAAGCGGGAACUGGAUCGCCUGCUCAGUGGCUUUGGCUUAGAGCGAGAGAAGCAAGGCGCCAUGCACCACGCGCAGCACCUCAGGUCCCGCCUGGCUGGCGGCCCGGCUGUGCCUUCCUCGGGCCGCCAUGUUGUCCCAGCCCAGGUUCAUGUCAAUGGUGGGGCCUUGGCCUCUGAACGGGAGACAGACAUCCUGGAUGAUGAGCUGCCCAACCAGGAUGGGCACAGCGUGGGCAGCAUGGGCACACUGUCCUCCCUGGACGGGAUCACCAACACCAGCGAGGGGGGCUACCCAGAGGCCCUGCCCCCACUAACCAAUGGCCUGGACAAGCCCCACGCUGCAGAACCUCUGGUCAAUGGUGGGGGCUACCCCUAUGAGGAUGCCAGCCGGGUAGUGCCCGCCCAUGCUGCCCACGCGGCCCCCAUGCGGCCCUCCUACUCCGCACAGGACGGCUUAGCUGGCUACCAGCGGGAGGGGCCCCACCCAGGCUGGCCCCAGGCAGUGACCACCUCCCACUACGGCCAUGACCCCAGCGGCAUGUUCCGCUCUCAGUCCUUUCCGGAUGCCGAGCCCCAGCUGCCCCCAGCUCCAGCCCGUGGGGGCAGCAGCCGGGAGGCUGUGCAGAGGGGGCUGAAUUCAUGGCAGCAGCAGCAACAGCAGCAGCCACAGCCUCGCCCACCUCCUCGUCAGCAGGAAAGAGCCCAGUUGGAGAGUCUGGCAACCAGCAGGCCCAGCCCCCAGCCGCUGGCGGAGCCCCCCACCCCUGCUCUCCCGGAGUUCCCCCGGGCGGCCUCCCAGCAGGAGAUCGAGCAGUCCAUUGAAGCGCUCAACAUGCUCAUGCUGGACCUUGAGCCGGUCUCGGCCGCUGCCCCGCUGCAUAAGUCCCAGAGUGUCCCUGGGGCCUGGCCAGGGGCCUCCCCACUCUCCUCCCAGCCCCACUCAGGCUCCUCCCGCCAGUCCCAUCCACUGACCCAGACCAGAUCUGGCUCCAUCCCUGGUGGGCAUUCCUUGGGAACCCCUGACCUGGCCCCUCCUGGCAGGUCUUAUUCACCUUACGAUUAUCAGUCAGGUUCAGCUGGGUCCAACCAGGGUUUCCGUCCAAAGAGCCCAGCCUCCUCCUCAUCUACCUUCCUUCCAACCACCCAUGGCCCCCCAGGGCCUCAGCAGCCCCCAGCUUCCCUCCCUGGCCUCACCGCUCAGCCUCAGCUCCCAUCAAAGGAAGCGGCCUCAGACCCCUCCCGAACCCCAGAGGAGGAGCCCCUGAACCUGGAAGGGCUGGUGGCCCACCGAAUAGCAGCCUACAACGCCAAGCUGCAGGACCUGGGGCAGGGGGGCCGCUUCCCGCCCCCUCCUCUCCACCGGCUCCGGUCUGCCUCCCUCUCCGGGGUGCAGGCUCGGGAGAGGCAGCCUGCAGAGCCCCCAGCCCCACUGCGGAGGCGGGCAGCCAGCGAUGGACAGUAUGAGAACCAGUCUCCUGAAGCCACAUCCCCCCGUAGCCCCGGGGUUCGCUCUCCUGUCCAGUGCGUCUCCCCUGAGCUGGCUCUUACCAUUGCCCUCAAUCCUGGAGGGCGGCCCAAAGAGCCCCAUCUGCACAGCUACAAAGAGGCCUUCGAGGAGAUGGAGGGAACCUCUCCGACCAGCCCGCCGUCCAGUGGGGUGCGCUCCCCUCCAGGUCUGGCCAAGACACCCCUAUCUGCUCUGGGCCUGAAACCCCACAACCCAGCGGACAUCCUGUUGCACCCCACAGGCGUCACAAGAAGACUGAUCCAGCCAGAGGAAGACGAGGGGAGGGAGGUGGCUAACCCUCCAGAAGAACCCCGGAGCUAUGUGGAGUCUGUGGCACGGACAGCAGUGGCUGGACCCCGGCCUCAGGAUGCUGAACCCAAGAGCUUCAGUGCCCCAGCUGCACAGGCCUAUGGCCACGAGACACCCCUGAGGAAUGGGACCCUGGGCAGCUCCUUUGUCUCCCCCAGCCCUCUGUCCACCAGCAGCCCUAUCCUCAGCGCUGACAGCACUUCAGUGGGGAGUUUCCCAUCAGGGGAGAGCAGCGACCAGGGUCCCCGAACACCCACCCAGCCCUUGUUGGAUUCUGGCUUCCGUUCCGGCAGCCUGGGACAGCCCAGCCCUGCGGCUCAGAGAAGUUACCAGAGCCCUUCUCCUCUCCCGACCGUGGGCAGCAGCUACAGUAGCCCUGACUACUCACUUCAGCAAUUCAACUCCUCUCCGGAAAGCCAGGCCCGGUCUCAGUUCAGCGUGGCUGGUGUCCACAUGGUGCCUGGGAGCCCGCAGGCCCGCCACAGGACAGUGGGCACCAACACGCCCCCUAGUCCUGGCUUUGGCCGGCGGGCCAUCAACCCCAGCAUGGCUGCUCCCAGCAGUCCCAGUAUGAGCCACCGCCAGGUCAUGGGUCCACCAGGCCCUGGUUUCCAUGGCAACACUGUUUCCAGCCACCAAAGCAGUGCAGCGACCACUCCCGGGAGCCCCAGCCUGGGCCGGCACCCCGGGGCCCAUCAGGUCCCAGGCCCCCACAGUAGUGUGGCCACCACUCCUGGGAGCCCCAGCCUGGGCCGACACCCUGGGACCCACCAAGGCAACCUGACCUCCAGUCUCCAUGGCAAUGCCACAGCCAGCCCCGGAAGCCCCAGCCUGGGCCGCCACCUGGGAGGGUCUGGAUCCAUGGUUCCUGGCAGCCCCAGUUUGGACCGGCACGUGGCCUAUGGUGGCUACUCUACCCCUGAGGACCGGAGACCCACACUGUCCCGGCAGAGCAGUGCCUCUGGGUACCAGGCCCCUUCCACUCCCUCCUUCCCGGUCUCCCCUGCCUACUACCCGGGCCUGAGCAGCCCGGCCACCUCCCCCUCGCCGGAUUCCGCAGCCUUCCGACAAGGGAGCCCGACACCGGCCUUGCCAGAGAAGCGGAGGAUGUCCGUGGGCGACCGGGCAGGCAGCCUCCCCAACUACGCCACCAUCAACGGGAAGGUGUCCUCCUCGCCUGUGGCCAGUGGCAUGUCCAGUCCCAGUGGGGGCAGCACUGUCUCCUUCUCCCACACGCUGCCUGACUUCUCCAAGUACUCCAUGCCAGACAAUAGUCCUGAGACACGGGCUAAAGUGAAAUUUGUCCAGGACACUUCCAAGUAUUGGUACAAGCCUGAGAUCUCCAGAGAGCAGGCCAUUGCACUCCUUAAGGAUCAGGAGCCAGGAGCCUUCGUCAUCCGGGACAGCCACUCCUUCCGAGGGGCCUAUGGACUGGCCAUGAAAGUGUCAUCGCCCCCUCCGACCAUCAUGCAGCAGAAUAAGAAAGGAGACCUGACCCAUGAGUUGGUGAGACAUUUCCUGAUAGAGACCGGCCCCAGAGGGGUCAAGCUCAAGGGCUGCCCCAAUGAGCCCAACUUUGGAUCUCUGUCUGCCCUGGUCUACCAGCACUCCAUCAUCCCACUGGCUCUGCCCUGCAAGCUCGUCAUUCCAAACCGAGACCCCACAGAUGAAUCAAAAGAUAGCUCGGGCCCUGCCAACUCAACGGCUGACCUGCUGAAGCAAGGAGCAGCCUGUAAUGUGCUCUUCGUCAAUUCCGUGGAUAUGGAAUCUCUCACUGGGCCGCAGGCCAUCUCCAAAGCCGCAUCUGAGACGCUGGCUGCUGAUCCCACGCCAGCCGCCACUAUCGUUCACUUCAAGGUCUCUGCCCAGGGAAUCACGCUGACUGACAACCAGAGAAAGCUCUUCUUCAGAAGACACUACCCCCUCAACACUGUCACCUUCUGUGACCUGGAUCCACAGGAAAGAAAGUGGAUGAAGACGGAGGGCGGAGCCCCUGCUAAGCUCUUUGGCUUCGUGGCGCGGAAGCAGGGCAGCACCACAGACAACGCCUGCCACCUCUUCGCCGAGCUCGACCCCAACCAGCCUGCCUCCGCCAUCGUCAACUUUGUCUCCAAGGUCAUGCAGAGCACCGGCCAGAAGAGAUGAGCCCAGACCCCUUGCCCAGGGCCAGGGCAGUGGGGGCGGGGCAUGUGGGGAGGGGACCCCUGCGUCCUGACCACCUGGAAUCCAGAAGGAGGACUUUGGGCUAAUUUUGGAGAAGGAGAGAAGAAAGUGCAGCGUUGGGAGAGGGAAGUGAAUUGCAGAGGGGAGGGGAGGGGAGAGAAAGAAAAAAAAAAGAUGGAGGAGAAGAACUCAGGUUCUCCUGGCAGAUGGAAACGGCAGUCUCCCAAAGCCUCCUGAACCAGCCGGGCCCCUCGCUCCCUGCCCCCUCUGAGAGGAUGGGGCUCCUCCAUGGGCUGACGGGCCUCCUUGGGAUCCACAUUUUUGGGGGGAAAUGGAAAAGCCCUGUGUCCCUAGCCACCUGCUUUGCAAGGACAGCUCAAACCGAGAGAAUCUUUUUCUGGCUACCUGUGGGGCGGGUUGCUGAGCCCAGCGGCCGGUGUGGGAGAGCAAGUGGAGAAGAUUUUCCUUUUGACACCAUCCCAGACCAGAGGCCCAUAAUCCUGUGCUGGGCCUCCGAUGCACUGUGGUGUGGGUGUUGAUGUGUCCCCACCCACGGCUUCACUCACUGACUUCUCUCCGCCUCUGUCUGCUAGGGUUAGCAGCUCUGCUCGCCUGUGUCCCCAUGUUUGUACACACAGGCAUACUGUCCAAAGAAGGUUAGGGUUGGGGUGACGGGGGCAGCAGGGAGGAGACAGAAGCCCUCUCCUGCAGGAGCACCCAGGGUUCUCCCUCCUGGUCCCUGCACUUAACCUUGGUGGCCCUGGGUGCCACUAGCCUGAUCCGUACAGAGGCCCUGGCACCCUGGCUCCAUUGCUGGUUCUGCCUUGACCAGGAGCCCGGGACUUUGAGGAAGUGGAGAUUUGUGUGUCCACAGGGAGGCGGACUGUCAGGAAGGGUGGCUGCUGAGCUCUUGACACCUUCCGGCCGCGGUGGCUCUCAGCUGGCUGGGCAGGCUGCUGCAGCCAGUGCCUGGACUCUGCCUGACCCACCGCUCAGCCAUUCCUGGGCUCAGGCCCAGCGCCAGCCUUAUCUCAGACUUGCUUAUCUGCAUGCUGCCUUUCGGGGCGCUGGGGAUGGUGUCUUCCUGCUCUUUCCUGCCCUGUCCUUCCUGCAGGGUCCUCAUGUUGGGGCUCGUCUUGGGGAAUCUGCUUCCCAAAUUCCAUCUUGGCAAGGCCCCAGGAGAAACCUGCAGUCCCUGUGUCCCCUCUAUAAGAGCUUCGAGGUGUGACUGUUGCAGGUGCCUUUCAGCUGGGCUGCCCAGGGUGAUAUCAGCAAAGCUCCUGGGCACCACAUGGCCUACCCAUCAUGCCAAAGCCUCGCUGUCUCCCUUCUGCCUUGGUUUCCCCAGAAGAGCCACACAGCCCAUGGAGCAGAGGACGAAGAGCUUGCAUUUAAGUCAAAAAGCCAAGGGUCCGUUUGGGGAAUUGGGAAGACCCUUGCCACCCAGGAACUCUAAGCCAGAAUGGAAAAUUCACCAGAACUCCAUUCUUCAGCCCAUAGGGGGCCUCUGAAGAGUGGCAUUGUACUGAUAUAUAAAUAUAUAUAAUAUAUACAGGAGACAUACUGACAGAAUCUGUAAGCUAAUAAAAUAUAAGAAAAGGUUAAAAAAAAGAAUAGAUAAAUUGACAAGAAGUAUUUAUUGUUUCCCAGAUUGCUUUAUUGCCUCCCUGAGCAUAAAUCAGUUCCCGUCCCUUUCUUUAGAAGGUAGAGCCCGAAGUGGAGGGGGGCUUUGUCCUUGGCAUGGCGGGGUCUCCUUGCUCUGGCCUUUGCUUCCUAGGCCAUGCUGGGGCUCAGUGUGGUGGGGUGCACAUGCUCCAUGCUGUUGGCCCCCUGGUUUUCUGGCAAACCGUCAGCUCCCUGGACGGGUGGGGACCUGCCCUCUUUGCCGUGGGCCCGAGUGCAUGUGUGAGCGUGCUGGGGACCAGGUGUGUGUGGCCACAGGUGCGUGCGCGUCUCUGGUGUAUUUUCUCCUCCUGGGAGCUCUACCCUGUGGACCUUGUUACUGGGAGCUGGAAGAAGAGUGUCUAGCUUAGAUGGGGGGCAGAGGCCGAGCCCCCACCCUGCUCCCCAAAGUGGAAGUCUUGGGCUUGGUGACCUAGGACCUUUCAAAGUGCCCUUCCUUCUGAGAUGUUCAAGCCAAAUACCUGAAGCCCCUCUCCUUAUUCCCUAAGGCACCCCAGUUCUCCUCUAGGACAGGAGACGUUUCCUCAUCCGGUUUCUUGUGAGUACCUUCCUCUCCUGCUGAUAGGCUGCGGGAUCCUCCUGGUCGCUUACCUUCUCUGGGCUGGAGGCUGGGAGGGCCCUCGCUGGGACUGAGUACUGACUGGGAUCAGCCUUCGCACUUGCUUUCUCACCUAUCCACUGCCCCAGCAGCUCCCGUCAGGCCUGGCCAGCCUCUGCACUCCGGCCGGCCACAUGUGAGCUGUAGGGAGGACCCAGAGGACGCUGCAGAGCUGGCCACUGGCUCUCAGCAUGUCUCUGGAGGGAAUCGGCGCGGAGAGUUUGGCCUUCCCAGGAGAAUGAUGGGGAAGGGACCUCAGCCUCCACAGUGGCCCCACCCUGCCCGGUGUCUCACCAGUGGGCCCCGUAUGUACACACACACACUCACACACACACACACACACACACACACACACGCAUGCAUACACACACACAUGCACAUGCACACGCGCACACACAUGCGCACACACCACUCUGCACUGUAGUCUCUUCUUGCCAAAGAUUUCCUUUAAAAGAGAGCACUUUGACCCAUUGUUAUUUUAUAAGUGUUUAUCUCCCCCUCCCUCUACCCCUUUUGCUGUUGUGUGUUGUUGAAUCUGUCGUCAGCAAGGAGAGUGCUGUCUGGUCUCUAUUGUAGACUGAGGCAGGGCAGGGUCUGGAGAGGUGGAAGAGCGAGCAGGAGACGUGGGGUCAGCCCAAGGUGCUGCCUCUGCCUGGCCAGCAGGUCUCUGGGGCAGGCCUUGACCUAGCUGGCCUCUGCAGGCAAGGGGCACGGAGGGGACAUCUCUGAUUUUUCAAGGAUUAGAGCCCAGGGGACUUAAGAGGGAUGGAUUGGCCCGAGAGCCAUGGAGAGGUGACCCCAGAAGGGAAAUGGGGGAAAUGAGCCAUCCGUGUGGCUUCCAGGGGUGAUGGGAGUGCCCCACCUGGCCAUCAUGGUUUCUUGGCUCCUUUGUGUAGCCAGGCAUUUAAGGGACAGAGGCAUCGCCUCCUGGAUUUGGGAAAGGCAUUUUGAGCCAUCUGGGCCGACCUUCUCCCCAGGAGUUCUGAAAGCUAAGGACACUGCCAGGGUUCCUUCUCCCCCACUUCCACUUUUAAGGAACCCUCAGAUGUGUUAGGGACUGGCCAGGGUGAGUGGUGGGACCCGGGCUAUGUGGAUUCCUGCCAGGAAGGGACUCUCAGUAGGGAGAGCAGGGGCCUCUGCUGCCCGGUUCUGCAGGCCCGAGCUGGGGUGGAGCAGGUUCCUCUGCUGCCCAGGUGGGUGCAGAGGGGCUGGUGAGGGGGUCCCUCCUGCUCGGGGACGUCUCCCCCUUAUUUCUUUUUUCCCGGCUUCAGAUCUUGGGAGAUCAAGUGGGCCUGCCCCAUGUGAGAAAAGAAGUCCACCCUGCCCACCCUGGGGUCUUUGAAGAGCUUGUGGGCAGAGUGGCAGGGCCACCUCUUCACCCAGGGCCAGACCCUGGAAUGCUGAGACUCGUGUCCCCAUGUCCAGUGGUAACAUAGGACGUGUGUGCGCGUGUGUGCAAGUGUGGACGUUUGUGUGUGCGUGUUUUGCUCGUCUCUUUAGGGCACUUAGGGGUAGGGGUCGGAGGUGGCGCCUGGCAGAAGGUCAAGUUCAGUAUGACCCAGCGGUGAGAGAAAUCAGGUGAGGGCUGCAGGCCAGCGACUGGGGGAGUCUCAGCUUCCGCCAGGGCGAGGACCGGCCCCCGGUGGGGCUCGGCAGACCCGUUCCUUGUGGUCUGCCCUCUUCAGAUGUUGGAAAGGUUGGAGGACCGUGUCCAUUUCCCACCCCUGGGCCUUUCCCAGCCACAGGUAAUUGCCGGGCCAUGUCCAAGUUUGUUUCCUCCUAAUCAGUGUUAAGUGGGGCAACGCUCUCCUGUGGGUCCGUGUUUGGUGUGAGCAUGACGGGGUGUGCCUGCCCCGUCCCCCCCACUUCUCUCCUCUCUUCAGGCUGUUGUUCAAAACAAACAUAAGAAUUUCCUUCCCAGAGCACCCCAGCGUCCUCCCCACCCCGCUGUGUAUUUAUAUAGAUGGAAAUAUACUUUAUAUUUUGUAUCAUUGUGCCUAUGACUUUGCCACCUUGUAUAAACCCCGAUGUAUGCUGUUUGUCCUGGAAAUGAAUGUACUACACCCGCGCUCUCCUGCUCCUGUACAGCGGCUUGGUUUCUUUGCGAUCCAUUGUAUGGCUUUAUAAAUGAUAAAGUUAAAGAAAAAUC
Molecule: messenger RNA, 10122 nt
Organism: Sciurus carolinensis (gray squirrel)
Lineage: Eukaryota; Metazoa; Chordata; Mammalia; Rodentia; Sciuridae
Gene: Tns1
Product: tensin 1
Exons: 34
Coding region: 293-5674 (1793 amino acids)
Biological process (GO): fibroblast migration
Molecular function (GO): protein binding
Source: RefSeq, a predicted model, not a curated record